This is a messenger RNA of Anthostomella pinea, 1632 nucleotides long. The record is from the annotation of a GenBank genome assembly. Lineage: Eukaryota; Fungi; Ascomycota; Sordariomycetes; Xylariales; Xylariaceae.
AUGCCCUCCACCAAUGGUAACUCCGCUGUCAACGGCACCUCCAAGUUCCUCGACUUUCGCGGAGCCCUCGAGGCCCUGAACGAGUAUGAGUCCAGAGACGGACUCGGCAUCGAGGAUCUCGUCGAUACGAAGAAGCAUGGCGGUCUAACCUACAACGACUUCCUCGUCAUGCCGGGCUACAUUGGCUUCCCUGCUUCUGAAGUUGCGCUCGACUCACCCGUCACCAAGAGAAUCACACUGAAGACCCCCUUCGUGUCUUCUCCCAUGGACACUGUCACGGAGCACGACAUGGCUAUCCACAUGGCUUUGCAAGGUGGCCUCGGUGUAAUCCACCACAACUGCUCGCCCGAGGAACAGGCAGCUAUGAUCCGAAAGGUCAAGCGAUAUGAGAAUGGCUUCAUCAACGACCCUGUCGUCAUUACCGAGAAGACUACCAUCGGAGAGGCCAAGGCUUUGAAGGAGAAAUGGGGCUUUGGUGGUUUUCCUGUCACUGAAUCCGGCAAGCUUAACUCCAAGCUCCUCGGUAUCAUCACGAACCGCGACCUCCAGUUCGAGGAUGACCUCAGCCAGACUGUCGAUAAGGUCAUGGUCACCGACCUAGUCACUGCUCAGUCCGAUGUCACCCUCCUCGAGGCGAACCGAAUCCUUGCCAAGUCCCGAAAGGGCAAGCUUCCGAUCGUCGACAAGGACUUCAACCUUAUCUCUAUGAUCUCCCGAUCCGACCUUAGAAAGAACCUUGAUUUCCCACUGGCGUCAAAGCUUCCUGACUCUAAGCAGCUCAUCUGCGCCGCUGCCAUUGGCACUCGUCCCGAAGACAAGACCCGUCUGCAGAAGCUUGUCGAUGCUGGUCUGGACAUCGUCAUCCUGGACAGCAGUCAGGGCAACAGCAUGUACCAGAUUGAGAUGAUCAAGUGGAUCAAGCAAGAGUUCCCUGAUCUGGACGUCAUUGGUGGAAACGUUGUCACCCGCGAACAAGCCGCCGGCCUGAUCGCUGCAGGUGUCGACGGAUUGCGGAUCGGAAUGGGUAGCGGAAGUGCGUGCAUCACCCAAGAAGUCAUGGCUGUCGGUCGCCCUCAGGCUGCUGCUGUCUACUCCGUCUCGAACUUCGCUGCUCGUUUUGGUGUACCUUGCAUUGCCGAUGGUGGUGUACAGAAUGUUGGCCACAUCGUCAAGGGCCUCGCACUCGGCGCUUCCACCGUCAUGAUGGGUGGUCUGCUCGCUGGUACGACCGAGUCCCCUGGUACCUCGUUCGUCUCGCGGGAAGGCAAGCUUGUCAAGGCGUACCGCGGAAUGGGCAGUAUCGACGCCAUGCAAGACAAGAAGGCUGGUGCUGGCAGCAAGAACACCCAGGCUAGCAAUGCUGGCACGGCGCGGUACUUCAGUGAGGGAGAUAGUGUCCUCGUCGCCCAGGGUGUGUCGGGUGCUGUGGCGCACCGCGGCUCUAUCAACAAGUUCGUGCCCUACCUCGCCGCAGGUCUCAAGCAUUCCAUGCAGGAUUGCGGUCAGAAAAGCCUGAAGGACUUGCAUGAGGCUGCUGCCAACGGCACCCUGCGCUUCGAGAUCCGAACUGCCAGUGCUCAACUGGAAGGUGGUGUCAACAUGGAGAGCUACGAGAAGAAGCUUUACGCAUAG